This is a messenger RNA of Galeopterus variegatus (Sunda flying lemur), 259 nucleotides long. Its product is annotated as pyruvate kinase PKM-like. Gene Ontology annotation, biological process: glycolytic process; cellular response to insulin stimulus. The annotation marks the transcript as partial. Lineage: Eukaryota; Metazoa; Chordata; Mammalia; Dermoptera; Cynocephalidae. Gene Ontology annotation, molecular function: magnesium ion binding; pyruvate kinase activity; potassium ion binding. Gene Ontology annotation, cellular component: cytoplasm. The transcript is spliced from 2 exons. The record is from RefSeq and is a predicted model, not a curated record.
GACCUCAGAAACCAUGUCAAAGCACCAUUGUGAAGCUGGGACGGCUUUCAUUCAGACUCAGCAGCUGCAUGCAGCCAUGGCUGACACAUUCCUGGAGCACAUGUGCCGCCUGGACAUUGACUCGCCACCCAUCACGGCCCGGAACACUGGCAUCAUCUGUACCAUUGGCCCUGCUUCCCGAUCGGUGGAAAUGUUGAAGGAGAUGAUUAAGUCUGGAAUGAAUGUGGCUCGUCUGAACUUCUCUCNGUGGAAAUGUUGA